AUGCGGCGACGAUCCAGCAGCUGCAAAAAUGACAGUGGCGACGAAGAGCCUGAAAUCCGGCAUAGUGACUUUUUUCUAGACGACAAACUACCGGAGGAGUAUUUCAAGCAGGAUAUCAUCAACCUUGCUCAUGAGCUUCAUGUGCCAGGAUGGUCUUCUGUCGCUUUAGAUAUGGCCGAAGACCUUCUCGUAGUGCGGAUCACUGGCGCAUUGACCAAUUCGGUUUAUUCGGUUCGAGCGCCUUCUUACGUUAAAGAAACCCUUAAGAAAGAGUACGAAGGGCGCACCUUGGCCCAUCGGAUUCCCCAACACAUUUUGCUCAGAGUCUAUGGCCCCCAGGUUGACUCACUUAUCGAUCGACAGAGAGAGCUUUCGACAGUUGCUCUCCUCACAAGAAACAAAAUUGGCCCCCGCUUGUUUGGUACAUUCAAAAACGGCCGAUUUGAGCAAUUUUUGAACGCAAAGCCCCUCCAUCAUGAGGACCUCUGGAAACCAGAAACUUCCCGCCUUAUCGCCAAGCGCAUGCGGGAGUUUCACGACAGUAUUCCCCUGUCUGCAGAGCAGCGAGCUGGCGGGCCAGUUGCAUGGGCAAUGUUGCGGAAAUGGGAGAUUCCAGUAAGGGAGAGGUUCGAGCAGCUUGAAGUAAAAGAUCCUGGUAUCACUGAACGUGUUUUGCAGUGUGGGCUCGAGCAAUUUCUCGCCACGAUUGCUGAGGUUCGAAAACAUAUUGAGGCGCAAUAUAAACCGGGCGAAAUUAAUAAAUCGCUUGUUCUCGCCCACAAUGACACCCAGUAUGGUAACAUUCUACGCGUAGAGCCACCCAAAGGAUCGCCCCUUAUUAUGCCUCAAAACGAGCAUCGGCAACUUGUUGUUAUUGAUUUCGAGUACUCGGGGCCCAAUGUGCCCGCAUACGACAUUGUGAAUCAUUUUUGUGAAUGGAUGGGGGACUACCAUCAUCCAACAAUGCCUCACCACAUCUGGUUAGAGAGGUACCCCACCAAAGAACAGCAAAUGAUCUUCAUCAACAGCUAUGUCGAGCAUGGUAGCCCAGAUUUCGACGAAGCAACGAUGGAAGCCGAAGCAAACGAGCUUUACAAACUUUGCAAGCUAUGGAGGCCUAUUGUCUCGAGUCACUGGGCAUUCUGGGGCAUUGUCCAAACCCCUAUUCCGGGGCAAGAGGAUCUCGAAUUGAGAGAUGGAAUGCUCACAUGUCGCGGCUCUUAUGACGUGGUGAGCUCAUCCCCUCCCAAUCCAGUAGAGAUUGUGGACGAGGUGGACGAGUUCGACUGUAUGGCGUAUGCAAAAGAGAAGAUCAGUCUGUUUUGGGAAGAUGUCCGUGCGCUAGGAGUAAAGAUAUAG
Molecule: messenger RNA, 1359 nt
Organism: Wickerhamiella sorbophila
Lineage: Eukaryota; Fungi; Ascomycota; Dipodascomycetes; Dipodascales; Trichomonascaceae
Product: Choline kinase
Exons: 1
Coding region: 1-1359 (452 amino acids)
Biological process (GO): phosphatidylcholine biosynthetic process; phosphatidylethanolamine biosynthetic process
Cellular component (GO): cytoplasm
Molecular function (GO): choline kinase activity; ethanolamine kinase activity
Source: RefSeq, a predicted model, not a curated record